Papilio polytes (common Mormon) is the source of this 1866-nucleotide messenger RNA. RefSeq lists its product as uncharacterized. The transcript has a single exon. The coding region runs from base 1 to 1866 and encodes 621 amino acids. The record is from RefSeq and is a predicted model, not a curated record. Gene Ontology annotation, cellular component: membrane. Lineage: Eukaryota; Metazoa; Arthropoda; Insecta; Lepidoptera; Papilionidae. Gene Ontology annotation, molecular function: ligand-gated monoatomic ion channel activity.
AUGACGUUCGCUGAAAAUUCACUACUAAUGACCAGCGAGAAUUUUAGUCAAACAGCAAAAAGCGCUGAAUGCGUUUUAAAAUUGUCUGCAAAAUAUUUCGUGGAGAAAAAAGCUUUAAGCGGCAGUAUCGUUAUAAUCAAUAUCAACUCUUAUGCAUCUACGACACAGAGUUUAUUGUUGCAGACCAUCAAUGCUGGGAUGAAAUAUUCAGUAAUGGUAAAAGAUUCUAUCUUCCCGCAUGCUAACGCAACGCAUUUCCCAGAGAAAGCGAAGAAUUAUAUGUUAAUUUUAGAAGACAAAUCGGAAUUGACGAGGAAUAUAUUACAAGUACAUCAGUUACCUUCCUGGAAUCCACUCGCUAAAGCCUUAGUAUACUAUCAGCUCCGGACUGGAGAAGACAGCGAUGUCGCGAUAGAUUUUAUUAAUGAACUUCGAAGUUAUAAACUACUCAAGAGCAUUGUAUUAUUACAUAAUGAUACAGAAGAUGAAGUUAUUUCUUAUUCUUGGAAACCUUACACAGAUACAAAUUGCGGAGGUAAAUGCGAUUCUGUGUAUAUACUUGAUAGAUGUAGGGAUGUGAAUUUUGAGGAAAUCGAGCAAUUGAGAAAUAUAAUUCCCAUAGAUAUGAAAGGUUGUCCUUUGAUUGUUCACGCUAUCGUAGCGGAACCCUACGUUAUGAGUCCGACAAGAAAGAUUUCUCAGUAUGCUGAUAUUUAUGAAUUUGAUAAAGGCGGAGAAGUCAACUUAGUAAAAAUAAUAGCAGAGUUCACCAAUAUGAGUCUUUACAUGUUUAUGUCGGAGCAAGAAGAAAAUUGGGGCACAAUAAACAAAAACGGUACAGCGACAGGGGCGUAUGCUUUGUUAAGAAAUGAAUCGAUAGAUCUAAUGAUAGGUAAUAUAGAAGUGACCCGAAGGUUACGUAAAUGGUUCCAUCCCACAACAAGCUACACACAGGAUGAAAUGACAUGGUGUGUGCCGAGAGCACAGAAAGCUGCAACAUGGGACAAUCUGUUGAUAAUUUUCCAAUGGCCGACGUGGGUCGCUAUGUUUUUGGGCUUGAUUAUAAUGGGUUCAUUAUUUCAUAUUUUCUAUCGCAAUGAAAAUUUAAAGCCCGUAUCUAUUGUUCGAUCAAUUUUGGUUACAUUUAAUAUGCUUUUGGGCUGGACUGUAUCGUUUAAACCGAAAAGCACAAUGUUCCGUAUUUUAGUAUUCAGUUGGGUAUUUUUUAGUAUGAAUAUGGCGAUCUCCUACGAGUCUCUACUGCGCAGUUUCUUAAUGCAUCCACGUUUCGAGAAGCAGAUAAGCGCGGAAUCUGAAUUGAUACGAUCUGGUAUAUCGUUUGGCGGCAGAGAGAUUUAUCGUUCCUAUUUCGAGUUGAAUAAUUCGAACUCGCCCUAUUUAUUUAAUAAUUAUGAGGUCAAAACAUACUCUGAGGGUGUGCGACGUGCUGCACUCGACCGGGACUUCGCAGUAGUAGCUUCUAGAAGACAAGCUGAGUACCAGGAUCAAAAUUUAGGUAAAGGAACAAGUUACAUUUAUUGUUUUCCAGAAAGUGAUAAUCUAUAUAAAUAUAGUGUGGUACUUUUAGCGAGGAAAUGGUUUCCGAUACUCGAUCGGUUUAAUAGUAUUAUACGAAGCGUCACAGAGAACGGACUCAUAGAAAAAUGGAACAGGGAAUUAUUUAUUCAUCGGCCGAGUGUAGAAAGCGUGGGAACAAUACUUCCGUUAAGUAUUCAACAUCUGUUAGGUGCUUUUGCAUUUAUUGGUCUUAUGUAUGUACUUAGUACCUUAGUAUUUUUCGGAGAAUUAGCAUUGGGAUAUAUCGAGAGACGGAAAGCAACUAAAGUCUAUCCAUUUAAAGGGUAA